UUAACAACAUAAAAACAACACAGUAUAAAACAGGUUUAGAUCUAAAACAAAUAUAAGAGAUUUUAGGUGCCACCGGAAAUGUCCAGUCCUUUCUGUUUAUUCCGACUUCCUGUACCAACCGAAGUGCUUUCAGUAUGGCAGCUGCACCGACCUCGGUUGGACGAGAUCAAUCGACUAAAACUCCCUCACCUAUCGUGUUUGAUGUAUCACAGCCUCCGGUGAUCGAGGGAUUUAGCCCGCUGCCAAGGGCAAAGGAAGAAAACUUUAAAGACAAAUUUAUCAGGAAAACUAAAGAAAACCCAUUCGUCCCUAUAGGUUGCUUAGGAACCGCUGGGGCAUUGAUCUAUGGCCUCGGUGCCUUCAGAAGUGGCAAGACCCGGCAGUCGCAGCUGUCAAUGAGAGCCCGUAUCUUCGCUCAAGGCUUCACAGUCGUUGCCAUCAUAGUGGGUGUUGCUGCCACAGCACUGAAGCCCAAGUAGUGAAGAAACAACAGAGCAAUGACAGUUUGACCAGAGCCUUAUGUAGCUGAUGAGUGAAAAGUGAUGUAAAUGUGGAAUGAACUGAAUGCUUAAUGCAGCUGUUACCAUUUUUAUUUUCUUCAAAGAGAAGUGCCUAGUGCAAGAACAACAGUCUGACAGGUGGUAGGUGGGGCUAUUUGACUUCAUCAGAUUUAUGCCCAAUAUUUAAUUUAAAGAGUGUCCUGAUUCGAGUCAGAAAUAGCUACUUUUGUAGUUAUUUGGUGCGACAGGCCAAGUGGUAUUUUUUCCUAUGUUGAUAAAUUAAGGUAGUGUAAAUGUUGUGUCUUAUCUCAAUUGUCUAUUAUGUACAU
Messenger RNA from Triplophysa rosa, 829 nucleotides. It is a transcript of the gene higd2a, whose product is annotated as HIG1 hypoxia inducible domain family, member 2A. Gene Ontology annotation, cellular component: mitochondrion. The record is from RefSeq and is a predicted model, not a curated record. The transcript is spliced from 2 exons. Gene Ontology annotation, biological process: mitochondrial respirasome assembly. NCBI's taxonomy places the organism in Eukaryota, Metazoa, Chordata, Actinopteri, Cypriniformes, Nemacheilidae. Bases 135 to 479 code for a protein of 114 amino acids.